Urocitellus parryii (Arctic ground squirrel) is the source of this 577-nucleotide messenger RNA. It is a transcript of the gene Sdhaf3, whose product is annotated as succinate dehydrogenase complex assembly factor 3. Gene Ontology annotation, cellular component: mitochondrial intermembrane space; mitochondrion. Lineage: Eukaryota; Metazoa; Chordata; Mammalia; Rodentia; Sciuridae. The record is from RefSeq and is a predicted model, not a curated record. Gene Ontology annotation, biological process: succinate metabolic process; mitochondrial respiratory chain complex II assembly.
GGGGGCGGGGUCGCGACGACCUUUUGCGCAGGCGCAGUCGGCGGUCCACGCGUGGUGAAAUGCCUGGAACGCACGUCUCUCGUGUCCGUAGCUUAUAUAAGCGGAUCUUGCAACUACACCGAGUUCUGCCCCCGGACCUUAAAUCUCUGGGUGACCAGUACGUGAAGGACGAAUUUAGGAGACAUAAGACCGUUGGUUCUGACGAGGCCCAGCGUUUCUUGCAGGAAUGGGAGGUAUAUGCAUCAGUGUUAUGGGAACAAGCUAAUGAAUACAGACAAAAUUCAACUGAAAGAGCAUGUUUUGGCACCUCCCUCCCAGAAGAAAAACUUAAUGACUUUCGUGAUGAGCAAAUUGGACAGUUACAGGAACUGAUGCGAGAAACUACUAAACCCAACAGGCAAUUUAGUAUCACGGAGUCUACAAAACCAAAAUUUUAGUAAAUACAGUAAUGUUUGACAAAAUAUAAAAUUUAGAACCUUUUAACUACCAUUGGUUUUUAAAAGUUAUUAUUUCAUCCCUACGUAUUAUUUUAUUUUUGGCUUUUAUGAAUACAGUAUGUGGACCAGGAUCACCAGCA